CCGCCAGCUGCGAGGAGUUCUCUUUCGUCAGUCCGCUGGUGAAGUACCUGCUCUUCUUCUUCAACAUGCUCUUCUGGGUGAUCUCCAUGGUGAUGGUGGCGGUGGGUGUCUAUGCUCGGCUGAUGAAGCAUGCAGAAGCAGCCCUGGCCUGCCUGGCAGUGGACCCCGCCAUUCUGCUGAUCGUGGUGGGCGUCUUGAUGUUUCUGCUCACCUUCUGCGGCUGCAUUGGAUCCCUCCGCGAGAACAUCUGCCUCCUGCAGACGUUCUCCCUCUGCCUCACCUUGGUCUUCCUGCUUCAGCUGGCCGCGGGCAUACUGGGCUUCGUCUUCUCGGACAAGGCCCGGGGGAAGGUGAGCGAGAUCAUCAACAAUGCCAUCGUGCACUACCGAGAUGACCUGGACCUGCAGAACCUCAUUGAUUUUGGCCAGAAGAAGUUCAGCUGUUGUGGAGGGAUUUCCUACAAGGACUGGUCCCAGAACAUGUACUUCAACUGCUCGGACGACAACCCCAGCCGGGAGCGCUGCUCUGUGCCUUACUCCUGCUGCCUGCCCACCCCCAACCAGGCAGUGAUCAACACCAUGUGUGGCCAAGGUAUGCAGUCCCUUGACUACCUGGAAGCCAGUAAAGUCAUUUACCCCAACGGCUGCAUUGACAAGCUGGUCAACUGGAUACACAGCAACCUCUUCUUACUCGGCGGGGUGGCGCUGGGCCUGGCCAUCCCCCAGCUGGUGGGAAUCCUGCUGUCCCAGAUCCUGGUGAACCAGAUCAAAGAUCAGAUCAAGCUACAGCUCUACAACCAGCAGCACCGGGCUGACCCGUGGUACUGAGGACCCGUCACCGUGGCAGCAGACGCGUCUCGUCUUGUCCUCCCACGAUGGCAGGCCCAGCUCUGGGCACCAAGUAGACAUGGGGGCGGGAGGGCAGCCCCUCAGAGACAGCCGUGUAGGAAGCAGGUUCCAGAAUGGCAGAAGGCAGGGCACAUAGCCGCCCUCCCUCGGGCAGGGUCUUGGAAGGAUGUAUGUGCCCCACCCCACACCCCACCUACCCCUGCAGCAAUCCGCCCCAUCCUAGCCCGACCCACUAUUAGUGAAUUGUUUGUCUUGCUUCUCUCCUUAAGCAUUUGGGUUUCUGUUUUGUUUUGUUUUGAAGUUUGUUUGGAAAACAGCCAGUGCUGGCUGCCCGCUUCACUCUGAGGCCUUAGGGCCAGCUGGGCUGGGGCAGCUGCUGAGCUCGGCAGCUGGCAGACCGCGACUCUGUAAUGGCCCCAGGGUCCUCCACCCGGAGCCCAGUGGGCCCAAGACCAACUCCAGCAAGGAAGGUGGUGGAGUGGGCAGUGAGCUCGGGGGUCGGCUGGGGACAGUUGUAUAUAUCUGUCCGGCACUGUGGAAGGGGAUGUUUACUGAAUGCCUGCGCUGCCAUUCCCCAGGUAGCUACACCCUGCCCCUCCUUCGUUUCCAUGGAAACGUGGCAGCACAGGCCAGGGGUGCCACAGCGGCCAAAUUCAGCUUUUGGGGGAGAAAAGUAUGGAACCAGGUUCACUGCCCUCUACAGCCUGCAUAAAGGGAACUGAGCCAGAGAUGCCCUGCCGUCCUCCCCGUGGUGGGGGGCCCUCCGGGGAACCCUCCCCCACCAAGUGGGGUCUUGUGCAGAAGAGGCAGGCGGUCCCACUGACCCACCAGCCCCUGCGCUGGGCACUGCCACCAGUAAGCAGCAGGAGUCUUGGGCAGAAGGAGCCAGAAACAGCAAUAACAGUUUGUUGGCCUGGGCUAAAGAAGCCUCCGUGAAUUUUCCACUCUGCCAUCUGCGGGGGAAGGGUAGGGAAACUCAGCAGGGCCCCCCUUAAGCCCCACCUACCUAGCUCAGAACUGUGUGCACUGCCCCCACCCCCCAUCCCUCAACACAUUCUAAACCUCUCCAAUCUAAACCAAACAGAUGUUUAUUAAAAAAUAUUUUUCAAAUUAAA
Molecule: messenger RNA, 1963 nt
Organism: Echinops telfairi (small Madagascar hedgehog)
Lineage: Eukaryota; Metazoa; Chordata; Mammalia; Afrosoricida; Tenrecidae
Gene: TSPAN33
Product: tetraspanin 33
Exons: 8
Coding region: 66-827 (253 amino acids)
Cellular component (GO): membrane
Source: RefSeq, a predicted model, not a curated record